UGUUGUGGCUGCUGCUGCAGUUGUUGUUGUGGUUGUGGGAGCGUGUAGAAAGGAUGCAAGUGUGUGGUGUGGCGGUGCCUUGCGAACACGGCAACGCGUGACGCCCCAAAUCCCCGGCGCCUCCCUUCGACAACGAUACUCCCAGACUCUGGAGAGUGACCCAAAAGUGAGAAAAAACAAAAAAGCUCACAUAGUGCGGCGCUCUCGCGCUCGUGCGGAGGUUGCGCCAUCGCCGUCGCCAUCGCCGUCGACGUCGACGUCGUCGUCUUCGGCCGAGUCUUCUUCCUAUAACAGCGCGGGCCUCCGCCAUGAGAGCCCCGGCGCGAGCUCUCGGCCCAUCCGGAUCGCGAUCGGCGUCUCCUCGAGCUCCGCGGUGAGGGGGAGAGGGGAAGGGGGAAGAUGCCUCUGGUGCGGUUCGAGGUGCGGAACGAGUACGGGUUGGGAGAUCGGGAGCUCUACAGAGGGGCCGCGAAGCGGGAGGAGCCAAAAGCGCUUCUCGAUGGGGUCGCCGUCGCGGGGCUCGUCGGGAUCUUGCGCCAGCUCGGGGAUCUCGCCGAGUUUGCUGCGGAUGUUUUCCAUGACCUUCAUGAGCAAAUGACAGCAACAGCUGCAAGGGGGCGCAAAGUGUUGCGUCGAGUGCAGAACAUCGAAGCAGCACUUCCAACUCUCGAGAAGGCCAUUCAGGGACAGAAGAGCCAUAUUCAUUUUGCAUAUGUUGCAGGUUCUGAUUGGCACGCCCAUAUUCGGAACGAGCAAAGCCACCUAUUAUCCACUGAACUGCCACGCUUUAUGAUGGAUUCAUAUGAAGAAUGUCGUGAUCCACCACGUCUCUACUUGCUUGAUAAAUUUGAUAGUGCUGGUGGUGGAGCUUGUCAGAAGAGAUAUUCAGAUCCAUCCUACUUUAGAAGGGCGUGGAGUAUGUCAAAAAUGGGAAAAGCUGAAAGCUUCCAAAAAGAGAAGAAAAUUCAUAAAACUAAGAGGAAGGUCUCACGGCUUAGGAGUGGUGAACUACUUCAACAUGUUCUGGGUGCUUCUGGAUACAAUAGCAGACCGCGCUUUACAUCUCCAAGCACCGAUGGGCAAUUCUUUUCAGAACACAGGACUAAUGGAACUCAUUUUGCAUCUUCAAGCACAGAUGGACAAAGCUUUACAGAGAAUAGAUCUACACCUGAUAUGAGAUACAAUCUGGAAGUUGCUAGUAGGUCUACUUCUUUUAGUUCAAAACCAAGGUUGAGUUUUGUUGAGCAAGUAGUAGAUACUGAGAUUGAUUAUGAUAUUCUAUCGGAUGCUAAGCUUCAUGACAAACAUAGUGAUGCCUCUCCUUCAGUUCUUCAUGAUGAACUGAAUGGAGAUGGCUCGAAUGAUGAUUGUUACCAAAAUGGUUCUGGGAUAGGGCAAGAUGUUGCUACAUCAUCUUAUGUUACAUGGGAGGAAAAAACUGAAAUAAUUAAGCCUUCAAGUUCCUUAUCUUGUGAUGAUGUAAUUAUCGCUGAGGUUGAAAAUUUGGAGACCGCACAUAUGAACUUUGAACAGCCCGACAUUGACCAUUCUGACAAAGGAAUCCAAGACAUUGACCAUUCCGACAAAGGAAUCUUGGAUCAACAAGGGGUAUUACCUGAAAUUGCUAAAGCGCCAGUAUCAUCAUCUGCUCCUACCCACUUCGAAGAAAUUACAAGUGAGACAGACAACUAUAUGGAUGCGCUUAACACAUUGGAAUCUGAAACAGAAGCAGAAGCUGAAUGCCAAACGAAACGAGAGGUUAAUUUACUAUCUAAUCCCAGUUCUGAAGGAAUUCAAGUCGGGACUGAAAAGAUGCAAGUCCAGGAUUUGCAGCCUCCUGAUAUAUCUGGUAGUGAAGCUAUUAAUACAUCUCAUAGUAUGUUGAACGAGCAUGACUCCGGAAAUUCAUCAAAAACGGUCCCUUCAGAUAGUUUAGAACAGUUGUUGCCCCCUCAUAAUAUUCUAAAUGAAAUUUCUGGAAGUAACGAUCAUGAUGGUGCCACAAUGACUACUGAUGAAUGCGUUGGUGAUAAUCUGUCUUCUGUAACUGGUGUUUGUAGUAUAGUUGAAUCUCAAACUAUUCCUACUGUUAAUAUUUCUGGUUUAUCUUCGACCAAACUUUGGACUAAUGCUGGCCUUUUUGGACUUGAACCUUCAAAACCUCCAGACUUUGGUGCUCUGAAUGUUGUACAGGAUAACCCCAUACCUGAAUCUUCAGAUUCUGCACAUGACCUUUCAAGUGAUAGGGUAAAGCUUAAAUUAGAGGCGGUAGACAUACCCAAUGGAAAUAUGUCAACGGAAUCCAACUUUGUAGGGAGAAUGGAUGAGAAUAAACCUGGAAAGCAGAAUUUGGCAAGUGAGAUUGAUGAGCCUAUUGGUGAACCAGCAAAUAGCAUUCAUGCUUAUUCUAGUGGAACUGAUCUGGUAAGAAAGAAAGAUGUUUCUCCGAUAGCUGAUUUGCCAGUGGCUUGCAAUAUAACUCCAGAACACAAUGAUUCAGGCGGGGGAACAAAGAACAUUUCAUCCAGCUUUUCUGACCUUGCACAAAGAUUUCUUGCUAAUACUCUUCAAAGAAGAGCUUCUCUUACCUAUGCCUCUGUGCCAUCUGGAACAGUGAAUUCCGAUGUUGGAAACCACAAGGUAGAGUCAAAUGGAGUCAUAUCUCAAGGUUCUUUCCACCAAACUAAGGAAAAAGUUUCACAUAAGAUAUCGAAAAUGUCAAUUUCUCCUCGCUCUCAUUAUUCUGGGCAAUCAUCUCCACCUCUCGAGCAUAUGAAAUUCUCUUUUCUUCCCAUGAAUGGUUCGGAAACCUCAAAACUGAAAUUGGAGUUUCCUAAUGGAAAUCUUCAUGAAAGUGCUGAUGAUUUGAUGUUUCCGACGUUUCAGUUGCUACCAAGAUCUGAUUUUCGUUCAGCGGAAAAUGGUUGUGAAUCGGAUGAUGACACCUUUUGUAGAUCUUGCCCAUAUUCUUCAGAGGAUAUUGUGAGCCCUCGUUCGUAUUCGAGCUCUGAACUGUGGGAGCAAGAAGAGAAUUCCGAAUUUGAAGACCAUAAUAAAAAUGAGGCAAAUAAUGGGGCUUUACCCUUUGAUUCUUCUUCAGCAAUGGAUCUUCCAGGUAUUGACUCUGUUAUGCCCUUAAACAACCAACAGAAUGGAAACCAUGAUCCCAUGUAUAAUUCGGUAAGUAUGGCAACGCAAAACCAAGAUGAGAUGCCACCACCGCCCCCUCUCCCUCCAGUGCAAUGGAGGUUGAUGAAACCAUCAGUUGAUUCAGGAGAAGACAAGAAUGCUAAAACUGAGGAAAGGUUUAUCCAGUCAGAUUUUCCUCAAUCUCCAAGUCUUACUUCUGCACAGCAGGAAGGGCGACUUGCACCAAUAGCACCUUUUUUUCCCGAGCCCUUGCCGCCACAGCAAUUGAAGAAUAUGCAUGAUGUGGAGAAGCUAAAUGGGCACUUAGAAAGAAAUCAUGCUGCAGGUAGCAAGGAAGUGAAAGUAAGGGAGGAGCUGCUUCACCAAAUAAGGAAUAAGGACCAAUAUCUGCAACAUGAUCAGCAAAGGCUGAAUGGGCACGAAAUGCCAAGAAGUUAUAGCUUCAAUACCAAGAAUUUUGAUGAAAGGGAUGAGUUGCUUCAUCAGAUCAGGAAUAAGGCAUUUAACCUGAGGCGCACCACCACAUCAAAACCGAGUAUCACAUCAGAGACUGCACCCAAUGCCAGUGUUUCUGCCAUCUUGGAGAAAGCAAAUGCUAUCCGCCAGCAGGCAUUUGUGGGUAGCGACGAGGGAGGUGAUGAUGAUAACUGGAGUGAUAUGUGACCCCUCGACCGAACUGGCCAAAAGACUGUGAAUAGCAUGCUGUUCCCUUUAAUGUAAUUAUAUUUUGCAGGUCUCUUCUCUCUUCCUAGUAUAUUUUCUUAUUUAAUUGCUUGUAAGAUUCAUAUUAUUGUAAAAACGUUGGUUCGUCUAUUCCUGUUGUAAAUCUGUUUCAGUUAUUUAUUAGUGAGAAAAGCUGAUAAAGUAGGCAUGCUAAGUUGCCCUUCUGCUGUAUUACAAAAGUUGGAUUAUCUCUUUGAAUGCUAAUCACUGUUGAUAAGGUAGCUAGUUUUUCA
Molecule: messenger RNA, 4106 nt
Organism: Ananas comosus (pineapple)
Lineage: Eukaryota; Viridiplantae; Streptophyta; Magnoliopsida; Poales; Bromeliaceae
Product: SCAR-like protein 2
Exons: 10
Coding region: 400-3813 (1137 amino acids)
Biological process (GO): positive regulation of Arp2/3 complex-mediated actin nucleation; actin cytoskeleton organization
Cellular component (GO): cytoskeleton
Molecular function (GO): actin binding; Arp2/3 complex binding; protein kinase A regulatory subunit binding
Source: RefSeq, a predicted model, not a curated record